CAAAAUGUCCAUGUCCCUAGAGUGUGCUGACAUUUAAUGUUCUGUAAGUAUCAUAAACCUGAACUCUUAACAUCCUUCUACUGUACCAUGGCUUUCUUACUUUGUGCAAUUGAUCUAGCUAUGGUGAUAAUCAGUAAUUUUGAACUGUAUCUAGGUGAAGCAGUCCUGCCUGAAUUGGUUUACAUAUAGACUGUCAAUUGUAGAUAAUUUGCAUUAAAUAUAUAGUGCAGUUUAAACUCAUGUUGGUUACUUUAAAAAAUUUACUACAGAUAUUGGAAAAUUUGGAACAAGGCUUAGCUGAAGAUGGAAGUAUGACUAACAUUACACAGGAGAACAGACAAGCCUCUGUUCAGCUGUGGAGGUCACGACUGGGCCGGGUGAUGUACUCCAUGGCAAACUGUCUGCUAAUGAUGAAGGACUAUGUGCUUGCUGUAGAUGCUUAUCACACUGUCAUCAAAUACUACCCACAGCACGAGCCUCAGCUGUUGAGUGGAAUUGGAAGGAUUUUCCUUCAGAUUGGAGACAUAAAAACUGCAGAAAAAUAUUUUCAAGACGUUGAGAAAGUGACUCACAAAUUGGAUGGACUACAGAGCCAAAUUAUGGUUUUAAUGAACAGAGCAUUUCUCCACCUUGGUCAGAAUAAUUUUGCAGAAGCUCAUCGAUUUUUCACAGAAAUUUUAAGGAUCGACUCAUCAAAUGCUGUG
Messenger RNA from Cariama cristata (Red-legged seriema), 704 nucleotides. Its product is annotated as trafficking protein particle complex subunit 12-like. Gene Ontology annotation, molecular function: protein binding. Lineage: Eukaryota; Metazoa; Chordata; Aves; Cariamiformes; Cariamidae. The annotation marks the transcript as partial. The record is from RefSeq and is a predicted model, not a curated record. Gene Ontology annotation, cellular component: Golgi apparatus; TRAPP complex. The transcript has 5 exons.